Molecule: messenger RNA, 2585 nt
Organism: Candidula unifasciata
Lineage: Eukaryota; Metazoa; Mollusca; Gastropoda; Stylommatophora; Geomitridae
Source: the annotation of a GenBank genome assembly
GUGGUGAUAUUUCUCAGAAGAACAUCUGGUUGACUGAAAGCAUGCUGGAUCUUUUUCUGGAUCACAAACCAUUCCUAGCAAAGAAUAUUUCCUUGAUGGCUACUGUAGUUUACACCUACCUGCGGGUGAUUGUGGACCAUGGUGCACCAGGCAUGGCAGUUCUUCGGCAAAAGGAAGUCGAAUUGUGCAUCAGUCUUUUAAGAUCACAUUGGCAAGAAUGUAUGCAGAUUGGCCGAGAUUUGAUCAGACUGUUGCAGAAUGUGGCCAGAAUCCCUGAGUUUGAUAUCUUGUGGAAAGAGAUUUUAUUCAAUCCAACAAGUUUAUCCCCAACUUUUACAGGAGUUUCCCAGUUGCUGCAAAUAAGAACAUCAAGAAAGUUUUUAGUGGCAAGGCUGACACCAGACAUGGAAAACAAAUUAAUUUUUCUUAUUACAAAGGUCAGGUUUGGAUCUCAAAAGCGCUACCAGGACUGGUUUCAGAGACAGUAUCUGUCUACACCUGAAAGCCAGUCACUGCGAUGUGACCUCAUCCGCUACAUCUGUGCAGUAUUCCACCCAUCCAAUGAACUGUUGUGUUCUGACAUCAUACCACGCUGGGCUGUUAUAGGCUGGCUGCUUACAACUUGCACUUCCAAUGUGGCAGCAUCUGAUGCAAAGUUGGCAUUGUUCUACGACUGGCUGUUCUUUGAUCCAGAGAAAGACAGUAUUAUGAACAUAGAACCGGCUGUGCUGGUGAUGUUCCACUCCAUGAGGCCUCAUCCUGCAAUCACAGCCACAUUGUUAGAUUUUAUGUGCAGGAUAAUGAACAACUUCAGCAUUCAACACACAGCACAAAUCAGAAACAGCAUUUUUACAGCUUUGCGCACUAUUCUUGACAAACGUGUGCUACCGUCAUUAUCACCUUUGUUUGACAAUCCAAAGUUAGAUAAAGAACUUAGAACCUUGUUAAGAGAAAACUUUGUGGAGUUCUGCAGCCAAGAAGCGGUGAAGGAUGAGAUUGCGACAAAAGAUGAUCUAGAUAUGGAUAUGGGCAGUAAUCAUACAGGAGAGAAUAACUUGUCUGACGCCUGUUUCAGUGAUGAUGAGGAAGACAAUGUGCCUUUGGGUAAAUUAAAGGAAGACAUUGGUUUCCGCCCAAUCAAAGAAUCAGCAGCUUAUGUUCCUGUAGACAUAACAGAGCAUCUCAACCAGUUAACAGGCCAGAUUCAUGAUCUGACAGUUGAGUUGCAGGGAGAAAGAAAUCAAGAGAUGCAGUGUGAUUUAACAGAUAAACUAAUGCAAGUUGUGAUUCAAGAGGAAGAAUUUGAUCAAGAUAUGGCAGCCACGUUAGCCACUUGUUUAUGCCAGAUAUUGAGUCCACAGUUUCAGCACAAAUUGUUCCCACAGGAGAUUGAUGAUGAGUCAAUAGAAGAUUCAAUUGGGUCUCCUCUGUUUGUCAUAUUCAGAUUUCUCAGUCAGAUGUCAGAGGAAGAUCCUCGGAGGCAACCACUUUUACAACUGCUAGGGGAAAUGUAUUUAAAGCAGCCUCGCAUUGGUUACAUGUUAUUGUACUUUCUCAAAGUCAGCAAAGGCAGUGAUGAAAAAAUGGCAACUUACAGAGACUUCUGUCAAAACCUGGACAACAAAGAUUUAAAAUCUUGCCUUCUGAAUGACCUCAAGUUGUGCCAAAUGGAUGAUGUCAGAUUAUUUACCUACCUUAUUCCAGAUAUUUACACACAUUUUCCAAACAUUGCUGUUGGGAAUGCCAAUAUUCUGAAUUUGAUAGUGUCAAGCAUUGAUGGCUCACAGCUGCAGGAUCUCAUUUGUCAAAUCCUUCAAGGUCAUUUGUUGAUGUUUAAGAACAAGGAGACAUUUUUAUCAAUUUUAAAUGCCAGCUUGGACUGGGAGACGAUAGAACAGUAUUUCCUUUGGCAGCUUGUAAUGGCACAUAAUAUACCAGUGGAGCAUAUUCUACCAAUACUACCCAAAUUGGAGUAUAAUGCAAAUGCCGAAGCUCUGACAAGUCUGAUGGUUCUGUUGAAGCAAGUCAGUCCAAGCUGGGAUCUCUUACGGCCGGUGCUUUCAAGGGAGUGCAAGAGAACAGACUACUUCACAGUUUCUGUACUGAAGUACUGGGCACAGGAACAUGAGGACAGGCUAGCAGAGCUGAUCAAUCUUCAGUUGACCAAGCUUAAUGGCACACCAAAAAAGAGACAGAGGGCUGGGGGCACCAAGAAAGAUCACCCAACUGUAGACCAGAUUUUGGCUCACUUGGAUCACAUGCGACAAGUGUGCAGAAAUAUCUCAUUUCUGAAUCAUGAGAGUGUCCAGCAUGCACUUCAGCAGGUUCAAAUUACAGCCAGUGAAGCCCAGAAGACCAAAUACAGUGAUUUGCUGGCUUUAGCAGAGGAGAUAGAUGACAUGAAGACUGUCAGAGUGCUGCGGGGAAGGAAAGCAUCUAAUGCCAGUGGCUUCAGCCCCAAGUACCCAAAAAAUAAAAAGUCUGUUGAAAGUGACAGUGGGAGCGACUCUUCAGAUGAUGAAAUCAAACCUCAGACAAAGAAAAGAAAAAAGCUGACUGUGAAUGUGGAUGAUGAGAGCGACUGA